Molecule: messenger RNA, 1068 nt
Organism: Drosophila gunungcola (fruit fly)
Lineage: Eukaryota; Metazoa; Arthropoda; Insecta; Diptera; Drosophilidae
Exons: 2
Coding region: 73-597 (174 amino acids)
Source: RefSeq, a predicted model, not a curated record
GCAAGAUGAUAAUAGAAUUAUAGAACGUCAGUUAAACUUGGCAACUCGGAUCGCAAACAAGUUACUGCCGCAAUGCGCGAACUAGAAAUUCUACGAAUUUGUUUGAUUAUCGGUUCUCUAUUAUUGUGCAAUUGCUUUGCUAAUGCCAAGCCAUACGUUAAUGACUUUGUGUUUCCCUCUGAGGAUGAGCAAAAUAAACGAGAAUAUCCUCUUUGGGAGCCGAUCAAAGUUGAUCAAGGAACCGAAUCCAGUGAUUACAAUGGACAACGGGGCGUAUGGGUAACGAGCGAUAUUAAAAGUAUGGAUAAGUGCCGCGACUUUCAACUCGAUGAGUCUUCUGGACACGUUCGUUUGAUUUUUAUCAGUUACAAAAAAGUCUGCGAUCCUCUGGAGAGUUUAAAUAGGGCUCUGACUGAGGAACUCAAUCUUCCGGAACUUGUUUUUAGUGUCAAAGUUGUGAAGAGCGGAAAAAGUCGCUUAGUUUUUGAACUGCCAAAUGCCGUGGAUGCCUUUUUAACUCUAAAUAAUUAUUGUAAAUUAUGUCAUGAUCGGCAUAAUCUCACCUAUGAAAUUCUCAAUGUUGAGGGUUCUAAAUGAAUCAAAUAAUACAAGACUUAAAGAUAAUAAUAAUUUAAAAGCUUUUUCAAAAAUAUAUACUUCUGUAAGCUGGUUUUCCACCUGACUUUAUUGCUACUAAUUUCCCCGGUUAUUUUAGUCAAUAAUUGUUUAGAAAUUCUAUAUUACAAAUUGAUCUGUGCUGUUAAAUGAUGAAUGACGAGAUAGUGUACACCAUAUUUCUAUAUUAUACUCUAUGGUCGGGGCUUACCCUAUAAAAUAAUUGCCACUGAUUAUUUCUAAAUAUAAGAAACUAUUUAAGUUAUAAACUGAUGAUUUGCCAUUGUAAUCUUUAGCUCUACAAAAAACCGGAUAUGUAUAAAAGUUUCUAAAAAGGUCAAAACGAGUAGGAAUAAACAUUUAAGGGUUUGACUCAUCAAUUGACAUACUAAUGGGUUUAUAAUCAUCAAUAUCAAUAAAGCAGCGGGUAACCCCCCAAUAAAGUAACCUCAA